UACCCUCCAACGACAACGAUCAACGAAAAAGUGUACACGGAACGACGGCCACGCAUGACGAGUCGGCGCGUGACGGCGACCUUACGGCAACAACUGCGACAAGCCGCUCGCGGUGACACUCAAUCCACACCCAACGGAAGUCCCCCGCGGCGACUCUGGAAAUGCUUUCCACUCACCGCGCAACACGUCAACGUUCCCACGAAACGUCACCCCGACGACACUGACGACGAACGAAACACUUCGGCUCAUCCACGCUGGUUGCGGACUCCCAGUGAGUUUCAUCAAACUCUCUGCGAUCGCAUCGAACGUGCCCGACGUCGUGUGCACUUGGCCUCACUCUACAUUGGACCCGCCUGUUGUCACGCAUCGAUCCCCGAGUCGACGUCCGUAUCUUGUUGGAUCAACACCGAGCGCUCCGUCCCGUGCCGGUGCCUCCGCAACGGGCACCCGCACCGUUCGUCCGCCACCAUCUCGUCGGCGGAAGCCUGCCGACGAGCUCUCGCGCAACGUCCCAAACUACCGGACGAAUCCCACAACGGGACUGCCGACACCGAACACAACAAGAGUCAGAUUCAUUUGUUAUCGGUACUCGGUCCUUGGCUGUCCCGACUGCCCAAUCCGUACAACGAAAUUGCCGGCGUCUUUCACGUCAAACUCUACGUCGUGGACGACGCCGUCCUCCUCAGUGGCGCCAAUUUGUCGCAGGAAUACUUUGCCGAUCGACACGACCGCUACGUAUGUAUAUACAACGGUGGCAACGGGUUGGUCGACACCUACGUCGAUUUGAUCCAAGCCUUGUCGGAAUUCGGUAGUCAACGAUACGAAGGAAUCGACGAGAAUGGUGUGGCACAACUCACCAACGUACCCGAUCGACAACGACUCUUUCGAGCGAUCCGGGACGUACUGACGAUCGAGGCCGAUACCGCAGGAAUCGACCACGAACCAGAUCCCGACGUCAUUGCCUACGCGGUACCCACCUUUCAGGCACCCCCCGGUUACUUUACAGCAACCUGCGACGCAACCGAACUCGCCACCAUGCCCACUGAUCUACAAACCAUUCACGAUUUGCUACGCCAAACCGCCGCGUGGGCUCCAGCGGCGGCGUCGUCGUCAUCGUCCGCACCACAAACGACCGCCACCACUGCAACCACAACACAUCAAAACAGGCCAGUCACACUUCGUCUCGCCAGUGCCUAUCUUAAUCCAACACAUUCGUUUCUGGAAUCCACGAGGAAUUUAAACGUUUUCUUUUUGACGGCCGGAAAACUCUCGCACGGCUUUCGUCCCAAAAAGGUGACGGGUCACGUUUCCAAAACGGCCUGGAUCCCUACCGUCUUUGCAACGCUAGUGGCAUCCUAUCCUCCGUGGGUAAAGACCUGGUGGUACCAACGCGAAAGCUGGACCUUUCACGCCAAGGGAUUAUGGUUAACAACCACCGCCGAAACGGUGCCGGAAUCCACGACGACGACGUCCAAGACCAACGUUCCUACACUGACGAAAUCCCAGCUGCGCAUUCCCGAGACGGACGAGCUUUUGGUCGUCUCCCACGGAUCCGGCAAUUACGGGUAUCGAUCGGAACAACGAGAUAUGGAAAGCAACUUGCUCUUGGUUUUCCCCUCACCUACUGAUGGACAGGAAAGCAACAAUCCAUGGGCUCAGCAGCAUAUUGACGAAUGGAACGAAUUUGUACCCUCGGCGGUGCCAGCUUGUUUGGAAGAUACCGACCCACUGCCAAAGCCAGUGCAGUGGGUAUUGCCAUACAUCAAGUCGUUUUUUUGA
Phaeodactylum tricornutum CCAP 1055/1 is the source of this 1779-nucleotide messenger RNA. RefSeq lists its product with no specific name. The transcript has 2 exons. The record is from RefSeq and is a predicted model, not a curated record. The coding region runs from base 55 to 1779 and encodes 574 amino acids. Lineage: Eukaryota; Bacillariophyta; Bacillariophyceae; Surirellales; Neidiaceae. Gene Ontology annotation, molecular function: CDP-diacylglycerol-glycerol-3-phosphate 3-phosphatidyltransferase activity. Gene Ontology annotation, cellular component: mitochondrion. Gene Ontology annotation, biological process: cardiolipin biosynthetic process.